CCUCAGCCAGUCCAGGCAACGACCCGUGUGUGUCUGUGUGCGUGUAUAAAGACUGCGGGAAUAUCCUUCCAGCUCUAUAAACAAACCUCUAACAGAGCUGCUUUCUUUCAAAAGCCUGACGCAAACUUUUCGUGGAUAUGGACCUCCUUCCAGCGCAGGAAGCUGCCAAAAUCUACCACACCAACUAUGUGAGGAACUCACGAGCCAUCGGCGUCAUGUGGGCCGUGUUUACCAUCUGCUUCGUCAUCAUCACCGUGGUGGUCUUCAUUCAGCCCUACUGGAUCGGGGACAGCGUCAACACCCCGCAGGCCGGCUAUUUCGGCCUCUUUCACUACUGCAUCGGCAACGCGCUGACCUCGGAGCUCGUCUGCAAGGGCAGCAUGCUGGACUUCGCUUCCAUCCCCUCACCGGCCUUCAAGACUGCCAUGUUCUUCGUUGGGACUUCCAUGCUGCUGAUUGUAGGCACCAUGGUCGGCAUCAGUUUGUUCUUCUUCUGCAACGCAGGAAACGUCUACAGGAUCUGUGCAUGGAUGCAGCUGGCCUCAGGUGUGUUGAUGGUGAUGGGCUGCAUGAUCUACCCAGAUGGUUGGGACUCUCCAGAGGUGAAGAGGAUGUGCGGCCAGAAGACAGAUAAGUACACGCUGGGAAACUGUACGGUGCGCUGGGCCUACAUCCUGGCCAUCAUCAGCAUUCUGGACGCCGUGCUCCUGGCAUUGCUGUCCUUCACACUCGGCAACCGGCAGGACAAACUUCUGCCAGAUGACUUUGAGCUGGAGGGAGCAGAAAACCCCUGAUUGAAUCCACAGACCUUCAGGGCCAGUGUGAAAUAUCAUGAUGCACCUUAGGUUUUCACCUCUCUUGCCUUCUAAUGUUUACUGUGGUUUUGAUUAAUACGAUUUUGUGCUUCCUUAUUUUACUAUAUUUCACAAUACCCAAUAAACAAGCCCACCAAAAUCAUGUAUUGUAUGAAGAUUUGUUUUAUUGUAUGGUGUGUUGUACAGCUUUGUAAGUCGACAACUCGCACAGAGUUUAUGUUCUUGAAUCUGACACCAAUGUAAGUUUUUGUUUUUCCCCCCAUAGGUUUCGACAGAUAACAUAGGUUACUUGGAUAUGAUCUGUUUGGGACACCAUUACAUAACAUCAGAUCUCACCAUUUCGAUGGUAAAAACAGUGACAUUAUUGAACAGUUGACCACACAUACAACUGAGCUCAAACACACCUUCCAUACGCUUUAUUAAAACACAGCUACCCAGCUAAACAAUUUUAGCUAAGAUAUAAGAUUUGUUAAAAACUGUACAUAACUGUAAUAUACAUAAAGGCAAACUCUUUGGUACAGAUAUAUACAGUUUAUUUUCACUUUUUUUUUUUCCUCCUUAAGAUUGGGCUUCUUAACAUGUUGUCUUGUUGAAACCUUUAAAAUACUAUAUACCUGAAUUGUAAUAGGUGAAUGAGAAUACCAGCCUCCCAUGAAAAUGAAAGAUCCCUAUUAUAAUUAACUAAGGAUACUAAAUACCA
This is a messenger RNA of Oreochromis niloticus (Nile tilapia), 1515 nucleotides long. RefSeq names its product LHFPL tetraspan subfamily member 5b (gene lhfpl5b). Gene Ontology annotation, cellular component: plasma membrane. The record is from RefSeq and is a predicted model, not a curated record. The coding region runs from base 138 to 794 and encodes 218 amino acids. Lineage: Eukaryota; Metazoa; Chordata; Actinopteri; Cichliformes; Cichlidae. The transcript is spliced from 3 exons. Gene Ontology annotation, biological process: detection of mechanical stimulus involved in sensory perception; sensory perception of sound.